Diaporthe citri is the source of this 1944-nucleotide messenger RNA. RefSeq lists its product as uncharacterized. The coding region runs from base 1 to 1944 and encodes 647 amino acids. Lineage: Eukaryota; Fungi; Ascomycota; Sordariomycetes; Diaporthales; Diaporthaceae. The record is from RefSeq and is a predicted model, not a curated record. The transcript is spliced from 5 exons.
AUGCCGUUCUUGCAGGCAGAGGCACCCCCUCACGUGCCUGAUGAGGAGACCAUGGAGUAUCUCCUCGGCGAGGAGAACAAGUCGACAAAGAGAGCAGCCAAGAUCUCGCCUUUGCAGGAUCUCGAGCCCGACGUCCAUCAGAGAACGGGUCUCAUCACCCUUGGCAAGCUGCAGAAGAGAAUCCAGGGAGACCCGUGGGGUUACUACUUCUCAUGGGCUGGCAAUGUUUCUCACCCGGAUGACGUGCGUGUGAAAGACAUCGUGACCUCCCUUUGCGAGAGACUACAGCAGUACAGUAUCCAAGAGACGGACGAUGUGAAGGCAAUCCGACAGCUUCUCGCGAUGGUGCCGACCACCGACGUUCUAGCAGUCGCCAAAGCACUCGCUGAAGACAGUGAAUACAAAGUCCUUGCAGACAACGACAACGAGACUGUGGUUAUCUUCCGCAUCGGUUCAAGGGCCGUCCGUCUGAUGCAAGCCAAAGAUGUUGAUGUUGACGAUCCGAAAUCCUACGGAGCCACCAAGCGAGCUGAUUCAUCCGCCGCCGAGGCAAAGCAAUACACUCCCGAUCCACCCAUGACCGUUGAGUUGCAACAGUACCUCAUGGCCCUUGCAAUUGUUGAAAAGGAUGAUUGGAAGGAUCUGAACAAGCGCAAGGAAUCAACCAGACUGAAGCGGGAAGAGCUUCAGACUGCGGAUUUGGACGAAGAGUCGAGGAAGAAGAAGCGGAUUCAGCUGCGAAAGGACACCAACAAAUACAACAAUCAUUGUGCAAAGUUCUUCCUCGGACUCCGAGACGCUAUCAGAGAGGACUAUUGGUUGCUCAAGACGCCAGUCCAGCGCGAACAAAUUCGAAACGCGUCGCAGGCAGCUGGUCUCGCCGAGGACCGGGACUUUUGCAGACAACCUGGAGACCCGGCUGAGCAUGCUUGGGCCCUGGUUGAGGAGGACGUCUUCGUCGUCACCGACAAGAAGCGCCAGGUGGUCUUCGCGAACCUGAGAAGGGGGUUCUUCAGCCCUCUUCCCGCCCCCGAGUCCUGCCGCCACGUCGUCGACAACUUCAUCCGCCGCCAGCACCCAGACCUAGACCCAUCCGCAGUGACUAUUGAUCGCCUCGCCAACGCCGUCAUAGCUGUUGCACACUACGGCUGCUGGGCUCACAAACUUGAUCCUCACGGGAAGGAUAUCGUGCGGACUAUGGACGCCAGAUUCGGGAGGACCCCCUGUGCCGAAUACCCCCCUGUUGUGUUUCCUGACUUCGCCAAGGCGGCCCUCGGCAUGGCAAGCAAGAUCACCAGAUUCCUGACCAAGCCGCUGGAUCCUGAAUACUAUGAGGACUGUGUCAAGAUGUUCCAGAACCUGCCUGAGCUUGCACGGGUGUCCACAGACGAGGAGGACUUCAUCAGCCUCUUCGCCUUUGGAGUCAAUGGCUAUACACAGCGCCACAGAGACGUGAAGGACAUCAGUGGAGGACUGACCGGAUUGUUCUCCACGGGUGAUUAUCAAGGCGCCAACCUUUGUGUGCCAGAGCUCGGUAUCAAGGUGCCCUACAAGCCCGGAACAUGCGCCAUCCUGCGUGGAGGCGACCUAGACCACUUCGUCCGAGACUUCAAAGGCACCCGGUACUUCAUCAUCGCCACCAACCACGAGAGCAGCCGCCAGUAUGCGCUCUGCAAGAUGGGCGACCCCCGGGCCCGGUCUCUUCCGGCCAAGCCCAAGAGUGACUCGCCGCAGGGCAAAGACAGACGCCGUGCGUCAGACGAGGCGCUGGAUUUCGACACUGACGAGAUGAGCGAGGAUUCGGACGACGGUGGUGGCUUCGAGGCCCCGUGUAUCAACCACCGCACUGACGAGGACGACUUGCCCGUGUAUACCAACAGGGAUCUGCAUGGCCCCAACGUCUUGUACUCGAGCAGCAGCAGCGAGGCUUCUUCACUGGACUAG